Molecule: messenger RNA, 4327 nt
Organism: Oldenlandia corymbosa var. corymbosa
Lineage: Eukaryota; Viridiplantae; Streptophyta; Magnoliopsida; Gentianales; Rubiaceae
Source: the annotation of a GenBank genome assembly
UGAUCAGGGAACAUUGACUUGCUAAGAGGCCUAAACAUCAUGCAUAUCAAUACUAUAGCACUUCUUUAGAGAGUGUUUACUACUUUUACCAUUUGUUAGAGUUAACACACAACAAAAAUGGCUGAUGCCAGUGGUUACAGUACUAGAGUUGUUGAUUCUGCUGUUGAAGAAAUGGAUAGGCUAGAAAUCCAAUAUGGCUUUCCAGAAGUUCUUUUACAGCAGGAGUUAGCAUUCCUGAUAAGGUUUAUGAUCAGGCAGUUUUGGUGGGGAAAUAAGGAUAUCAAGUUGCUUAAUGCACUUGAUAACCUUGAAGCAGUGCUGAAAGAAGCUCGUAUUAUCAACGGACGCAUUGAUGAGGUGUCAAAUUUGGUUUCUUUGGUUCCUCAUUUGCAAGAAAAAUUUGAUCAAAUUGAGUCAGAAAUUAGGAAAAUCGGUGCUGCUACCUUAGACUCAUUCGAAUCCAGGUCUUGUUCAUUUGUUGAGAUAAGUCAUACCAUCCAAUGUCUUGCUGAGAACUUGAUGGAUCUUGCCAACUCGAAAGUUGAGGACCUGACAGUUUCUUUGAAGAACCAAAUCUUGGUUGAUCAUCAAAAGCUUAUUUUACUUCGGGCCCUUUCUUAUUUUUCUGUAAAAAGAUGUCCUGACCAUCAGCUGCUGAGAGAAUUGUUCAUUUACGUCAACGAUUGGGUGAACAAUGCAGCAAGUUUGUCCCUUUUGUGCUUACUGAAAGGGAAGGAUGAGACGACCAUGGGCCGAGGAUUGGAAACUGUGUUUUCUGAUCUAUUACAGCAUAAGAAGUAUAAGCUUUUCACUCCAGAGGAUAUGAGGCUGUUUAUGAGGGUCUUAAGAGCUUUAAAGCCAUCAAAAUCUGACACGAUUGAAGUCGGCAAAAUUGUUGUCAGGAUUGUUGAUUCUUUGGUAGCAGAUCUAGUCGCUGAGCCUUUAAAGGAUUAUGUUGAAAUCCUCAAAGACGGUCUGAUAUUCAUGUUAAGCUUCUUUUUGGAUCCUCCAAAAGAAGAUGAAGCUGUACCAUUUACUGGACAUGGACUUAUCCGGCCGCGAAUUGAUGUGCUUCUAGAGGAGGUACUGUCUCUCAUUUUCUCAACAUGCAUGGACAAAGAAAAAGUUGUGAAUUUCUCUAAUCUGCAAGUGAAAAUUGACAAAGUGAAACUAGAUGUUAGAGAGCUUUAUUAUGUCCCCUUUUUGAAGUCAUUGGACUUCAAUUUUCCAAAGACAAAUGUUAUGGGACAUAUGGAUCUUUUCCAAGAGAAUUUGAAGGAAAUGAUUAUCAAAGUUGAGUUUGCAAAAGAUCAUGUUGUGAUGGUCCAAGAAAAGCUUAAUUCCUUCAAAUUAUUCCUUCAAACUAACAUGGAGCUGGCAAAAGUUAGAAAGGACUUGAAAUAUCUCUGUGAAGGAAUUAUCAAUUUGGUUUUUCUAGCAGAACAUGUCAUUAGCUCCUGUUUAGUUAAAAAUCAUCCUAUUUGGUACGAUAUGUUGCGGCUCUCUGAUGUGACACAAGCGAUUAAUCUUUCUGAAAUUAAAAUGAAGAGGCACAGGGAUCAUCAGAUGUACAAGACCACCAGAUUGAUGACAGGUGGUGAGCCACAUUCUAAUCAUGCCCCCUCCAGGCAAGCAAAUCCUUCAGCUCUUGAAGAGGUUAUGGUUGAUUUGGAAGAUGAGUCAACGGGGAUAAUUGAUAUGCUCACAAGGGGAACAAAACAGCUUCACUUUGUUUCUAUUGUAGGUAUGCCGGGACUCGGUAAGACUACCAUGGCUCAAAAAGUAUAUAAGGAUCCAUCUAUCAAAUACCACUUCACUAAACGUGCGUGGUGUUGUGUUUCCCAAGUGUACAGUUGUAGAGAGUUGUACUUUGACAUUCUAAGUGAAGUCGCUGAAGUUAAUGCUCGUAAGCAUUAUUCCAAAUGCACUGAUGAUGAUUUGGCUCAAGAACUCUGGAGGAAAUUGAAGCAUCAAAGGUAUCUCAUUGUUCUGGACGACAUUUGGAAUAUUGAAGCAUGGGAAGGCAUAAAAAAUUCAUUUCCAGAUGACAUGCGUGGGAGUCGAAUUCUAUUAACCAGUCGGAUCCAAGAUUUGGUAACACCAAAGAUGAUCAAUUGCAGUGUCCAUUUUCUCCGGUCACUUUCUGAUGAGGAGAGUUGGGAGUUAAUGAAAGGGAAGUUAUCUUGUAUUCAUAGUUCAGAUCUUGAUGACGAACUAUCAGUAAUAGCUAACAAUAUUGCCAAAAACUGUAAAGGGUUGCCUCUAUCAGUGAUUUUGGUUGCAGGUAUCCUGGCUGGCAAGGGCAAAGAAUUCUGGAGGCUAAUUGAAUGUCGCUCAAGUUCUCAGGUUAUCGCUGAAGACUGCAAGGCUAUCCUUGAACUAAGCUACAAGCAUUUGCCCGAUUAUUUGAAACCCUGCUUCCUCUAUUUCGGAACAUUCCCAGAGGAUACGGUUGUCAGAGCCAAAAAGCUGAUGAGUUUGUGGAUUGCAGAAGGACUGAUACCAAGAAAUGGUAGCAACAAGAUCAGCUUGUAUGAAGUGGCAGAGAAUUACUUGCAGGAUCUUAUCAGUCGAAGUUUGGUGAUGCUUGCUGAGAGAAGUACAAAUGGUGGCAUCAAGACUUGUCGUGUUCAUGAUCUAAUACAUGAUCUAUGCUGGUUGAAGACAAGAGAAGAUAACUUUUUGCAAUGGGUGUAUGACAAAGAUGUUUCUUCUUGUUCUUCCUCAAAUCCCAAUCAGUAUAAGAGCUCAUAUCGUCUGUGCAUCCGUGCUGAGUGGUCCAAGUUCAUUGAAACUAAACUUAUAGGUCCAUUUGUGACCUCUGUAGUUGUUCCGGACAGUGGCAAGAUCAGUAAACCUAAACCUAUAGGUUUAAUCUCACACUCUCUAGUAAUUGUUCGCAAAGAAUGCACCGUUCAAUCCCCCUCUAGUUUUUUCAACAGUUUCAUGCUUCUUCAUGUGUUAGACAUGGAGUGCAUUGAGAUGGGUGAUCCAUUUCCUGAAGAGUUAACAUUGAUGGUACAUUUGCGAUACCUAGCAAUUUUUUGCAAGGGUACAAAGCUUCCACCAUCCAUCGCCAAUCUAUGGAACCUGGAAGUUUUAAUUUUUGCAAAUCCGCACACGGAAUUCUCACUGCCAAAAUCCUUCUGGGGGAUGAAAAGCUUGAGGUACAUACAUGCUUUCCAUUUGAAUUUACCAUAUGAGGUUGAGGAUCAUGAAUAUGGUCAACUAGAGAAAUUAGAAAUUCUCACAACACCAUUUUUCAAAUGGGGAAAUGAAACCAACAAACUACUGAGAAGGUUGCCAGGACUUUGGAAGCUCAGGUGUGAAAUAUCUUUUGUGAGCGAUCGUCAUUAUGAGUUUCCAGAAAUGAGUCAUCUGAAUCAUCUCCUAUCACUUAAUAUGCAUGUUUGUGGAAUGGAUCCCCAUUGGUGGCAAUGGAAUCGGACUCCAGCUUUGGCAUUUCCCAGUAGUCUUAGAAAAUUGACACUGAGUGAAUUAGCCCUGCCGUGGAGUGGAAUAUCCGCGGUAGGGGAGUUGCCUAGUUUGGAGGUUCUCAAGUUGAGACUUAAUGCAUUUUCAGGAAGUGAAUGGGUUGUGGAAGACGGCCAAUUCAUGAAUCUUAAGUAUUUGGAACUCUCUGUAAUAUUCCUUGAAGAAUUGAUUGUCCAAAAUGGGUCAUUCCCCCGCCUUGAAGAGCUCAUACUGGGAGCUUGUUCCAACCUUAUCGAGAUUCCAUCCGAACUAGGAUACAUUCCUACAUUGAAGAAGAUAGCCGUGUAUUAUUCUGACCAGCUCUCAGAUUCAGCAGAAGAGAUUCUCAAGGAACAGCGAGACUUCGGAAAUGAUAUCCUGGAAGUCUUGGUUAUUCCUACGUGGGGGCCUGGCGAAGAGGAGAAGAUACAAGAAAUGUUGCAGAAUUCUUGGCUUGAAGAGGAAGAUCGGCAUUUUUCCUCGUCGACUGAGUUUUCCGAACAAACCAGCGGAUGAUCUGUGGGAGAGCUGCUAUGUCUUUGGCAUUCAUCAUUUGCUGUCCGAAUUCAGUCAAUUCGACAUACCUUUCGGUGGUUCCCUGCUUUGCUUUCUCUGGUGAGUCGUGGAAACCGAAAUUAAUUCAGAGACCUCUGUGAUAUUACUUUUAAGAAGACAAUCAAACGCUUUUUUUUUUUUUUCUACUAGUACUUAGCAUUUGUCGCGCCAUGCGCAACGCACCCUAUAAAUAAUCUGGUGUCAUAAUUUUCUUUUUUAAAAAAAGAAUUUAAUUAUAUUAGCUAUGAUAAUUAAUAAUUUGAUGAAAAAUAAAAAAGAUUUUGUAGUAUUCAGCUCA